Dovyalis caffra is the source of this 642-nucleotide messenger RNA. The record is from the annotation of a GenBank genome assembly. Lineage: Eukaryota; Viridiplantae; Streptophyta; Magnoliopsida; Malpighiales; Salicaceae.
AUGGGAAGCAUGAAGGUGCAUCAGUUGGCACGUGGAUUUUGGGAGCACGAACCCUCUCUCACCCUUGGUUGCAAGCGUUUACGCCCUCUUGCACCCAAACUGGCCAACACAGAUCAUAGCGUUACCUCUUUCGAUCUCAAGAGCUUCAUUAGACCUGAUAGCGGUCCUAGAAAGCUUGCCUCCUCUGACGAGAAGAAAGAUUCCCCUCAGGGGGAAACGCACCCGGGUGGGACACGGUGGAACCCAACGCAAGAGCAGAUAGGGAUACUAGAGAUGUUGUAUAGGGGAGGAAUGAGAACUCCUAACGGGCAACAAAUAGAAGAUAUCACUGCACAAUUAAGCAGAUACGGCAAGAUUGAAGGGAAGAAUGUUUUUUAUUGGUUCCAAAACCAUAAAGCCCGUGAGAGGCAAAAACAGAAGAGAAACAGCCUUGGUUUAAGCCAUAGUCCGAGAACCCCAGCUCCCAUUACCAUUAUAUCUUUGGAUUCUAGGGGAGAAGUGGAGAGAGAAGAGGAUAGUCCAUACAAAAGGAAGUGUAGAAGCUGGACAUUUGAGUGCUUGGAAUUAGAAGAAAGCAGGUCUUGUAGAGAGGAGGGAGAUAGAACUCUGGAGCUUUUCCCAUUGCACCCGGAAGGCAGAUGA